Trypanosoma brucei brucei TREU927 is the source of this 1473-nucleotide messenger RNA. RefSeq lists its product as hypothetical. The transcript has a single exon. Bases 1 to 1473 code for a protein of 490 amino acids. Lineage: Eukaryota; Euglenozoa; Kinetoplastea; Trypanosomatida; Trypanosomatidae. The record is from RefSeq and is a predicted model, not a curated record.
AUGAAGUCCAAGGAUGUGGAGGAUGCUGGAUGCGUUGGGCAGUGGAUUGACAACCGAAAACGGGCAAGUGACGAUGCUGACUCUUUCGUGAAAUCAGCCAUGACAAUAAGUCAGUCGGCGUCAUCCAUUGGUGCCUCCGCGCAGACCCUACGCAAUUUGGACAGAGGCCGAAAAAGGAGUGAAUCCUCCAAGAAAUCGGCUGGCAAGAAGACCAGUAGCGCACCGUCUUUACUUCCUCAGAUAAAGGUGAAAUCUGCGAAGCAGGGCAAGGCGACGGGCAGACCACCGAUUUCUGCCUCAAACCCCUCAGGAGGGGCGCGGAAGGGAUCAUUGAAGGGGAAGGCAACUGGUUCGAUUUCUCUGACGUCUCAGAGCACAGGUGGUGGCAGCGUGGGGAAAAGGGGCAAGUCCCCCAAAUCAAGAGGUGGGGCGAAAGGAGGGAAAAAGCGACCUUCAUCGAUUGGGAGGCCCUCAAGCAGGGGAUCGAAGGGGUCAUCUCGGCGGGGGUCUCGUUUAAGUCGAGGCAGUGGACGCACGAGCACGAAGGGAAAAGGGGGGCGGAAUUCGAGAGGAAAGAAAGGCAAAAAGUCUAAGCGUAGCAAAUCUUUUGCGGGUGCCGAUAAGAUCACAUAUGCUAUUUCUUCGUUAACUUUAGCGGAAGAAGACCAGCGAAGCAAUAUUUGGGCAAUGGAAGAGACUGAGCGUGAUGCUCUCCUCCCUGAUUAUCACCUACUCGUUAUAAACAUGCUCCGGGCCCAAGUUGUUGAAGUAAAUGCGCGCCAGCAGUCCUUAAACGAUGCCUUCAUGUCUAGACAGGGCAAUGGUCUCAACUUUUUAUUGGGAGAUGACCCUGCCGCAGCACUGGAGCUUUUGCGGACGCAGAUACGGUUAGAAAUGCAGGGGGAAGUGGAAAAGCUCGCUUCGGCAAAUGCGGUACUAAGUGGCCUUCUUGAGGAAAAGAAAGCUGAGUUAGAGGAAAAAACCAACGAGGCGCAGUCACUCCAGGACAAGGUCAAUCGUAGGCUUGCCCGUUUUGAAGUGGAUUGUGAAGCACUUCGCACUGAGGUCCAAUCUGCAUUGAAGACUGAACGUUUAGAUAUCGAUAGAAUGAAGCGUGAGCUCAUUCGUCGCCUAGACAUGGCAACCGCUGCGCUGCGUACGCCCAAGUAUGAUACAGCGCUGCGCUCCAUGCAGGCACUGGUGCAGAGUGUGCAGGAUGAGAUACAGGAGCAUCAUGAUAACAUGAGUAAGCUGAUUGUAUCAAUUGAGGCUCAGGACACUUUUGUUCGCAACAAAAGCGAUACAAUGCACAGCAACUUUCCCGUCCGCUACAGAGAAGAGCUGAGGAAAUUGGACAACGACAAGCUACUGAACCUGCUGGACAUCUUGUCUUUCCACGAUUCUGUAGUAGAAACUGUUGGUAAGACGUUGUAUGUAAUAAGUAGCACAGGUUACGCUACAAAUGUUUUCUAG